CAACAAGCCCGCACAAAAGCCCGCACAGGCCACAAGCACAAGCACAAGAGGAAAGAAGCCAAGUUGUUGUUUGUGUCGCUGCCUCACUCAUCACCCAACAAGCCGUGCUGUCUGCCCACGCCCACCCACACGCACAGACACACAACCACAUCGCAUUAGGGCGAGCUGACCAGGCACAGUGUAACAGCAAGCAGACUGGAAGCAAGCGAGGAAAAGAAAACAACGCCAGUUGCUUGUUCCGGAGUUGCGAUCUUUGUUGUCGCGAGGUUUUCGCUUUCGCACGCCGCUGCAAAGGCAUCGUCGACAAGGACAAUAGGACCAUGGCGUGCCUGCAGGCAUUUCAGAUUGCCGUGUGCGUAUUGAUUGUCGCCCUUGGCACUCCACAAGUUCACAGGGUGACUGCAGAGACCACAGUGACGGGUGUCCUGACGCUGGUGCGAUUCCACGCCACGUUCGAUGACACCGCCACCUACCCCUCGGACUUCAAGGCAACCGACGAUAAGCGCAUGAACCCGACAGUCGCACUGCUCGUCGGCGAACAGUCCGGUGACCGCCACAGACUCAACCCAAGCGUCGACGAACUUUCCCCAUGGCAGGUCGAAGAGCCCUGGAUAAACCCCAUUCACUGGCCGCUCGCAUGGGGAUAUGGAGGAGGCGACCCAGUCGUAACACUCGACGCCGAUCAAGAGGUCACCAUCCAGUUUGGCACGUGGCGGUUCCCCUCAAGUGCGAGUUCCCUCAUCCCUUACGUCGAGAACACGUUCUCCCCACUCAACUGCACCUUCAACCAGGCCAACACCACCUUCAGCUGCACCGCACAAGGCAAGCCCAACGAACCAACCGACGCACAGUUCCCGGCCGUCUUCACCUACACCUACACCUACACCUGCGACGCCACCACUAGCUGCGGUGACUACGCCACCUGCAACACGACAUCGGGCCAGUGCGUGUGCGACGAGGGCGCUGCAUCGCCCGCAGGCCACAUGUUUGACUGCCAGCCGCUGUGCCCUGAGGGCGCGUGCGUGGGCGAGAACGCAUACUGCGACCCAAGCCAGUCCGUCAUCGGUGACCCCGCAUGCAAAUGCAACACUACCGUGAACCCAAGGCUGAUAUACGAAAGCGGUGUCGGAUGUGUACAUCAUUGCUCGCUGGGUGGUGAUUACUGUGCUGAUCCUGACACAGAGUGCAUUGGCAGUGCAUGCAAAUGCAAGGAGAACCUGUAUCUCGACAUGGGCACGUGUGUGGCGAAGAAGAGCUGUCCUGCAGGAGAGUUUGCGACGGACCUUGGAGACGCGACCAACGACCGCGAGUGCGACGCAUGUCCUACUGGGUUCUACUGCCCCGGCAGCGGCGACGACCCUGGCCCAGCCUUUGCGUUUGUGUGCGAGGGACCGCAGUACUUUGGUGCGCGGGAGGGCCAGAGCGAGUGCAACACCACGCAGCCAGGCUACUUCAGCACCAGCUCAUCCGAGUUUGUGCAGAUUGAUGUGUACAACGCGAGCGCCACGCCGACGCCGUACGCAGGCACAACCGCGUUCUCGACCAUCGACCUGUACCUAAAGGAGCAGGAGUGCCCGGCUGGCAUUGUGUGCCAGAACGGCGAGCGGACGCCAUGUGUUCCCGGCACGACGUUCCAGGAUGAGCCUGGGCAGACCGCGUGCGAGCCGUGCUCCACGUGCGACCUUGGGUUUGAGGUGGACAACGCGUGCGAAGUGACUCGCGACACCGAGUGCAAGGACAUCGACGAGUGUGCGCGGGGCACCGACAACUGCGACAUCAACGCCACCUGCAACAACACCGUGGGCUCCUUCGAGUGCACUUGCAACGAAGGGUUUGAGGGCAACGGCACGGUGUGCGUGAACAUCAACGAGUGUGAGCGCGGGACAUUUGUGUGCCACCCCAACGCAACCUGCAUCGACACCAUUGGCAGCUACACGUGCGAGUGCAAGCCCGGGUUUGUUGGGGACGGUGUUGAGACGUGCGACGACGAGCCGCCGUCUGUGCAGCUGCUGGGUGCGGCGAGCAGCAGCAUUGUGUUUGAGGAUGGGGUGGUGUAUGUUGAUGCGGGCGCGGCUGUGAACGACAGCAAUGUGCCUGUGCCGUACUAUGUGUCUGGGUGGGGUGCGCUGAGGGAAGCGCUGGGGCAGGGGAUGUGUGUGACUGGGUCUCCUGUGCUGGAGUACUUUGUGCGGGACGGGGAGGACACGCGGAAGACGCGCAGCGUGGGUGUUGUGUAUGAGGCGCCUACUGUGUCGCUUGUGCGCGGGGAGCGUGUGACGGCGCUGCAGCUGGUGCAGGGCGCGACAAGCGAGUGCUACGAAGCGACAGACCCGUCGCGCGUGCGUGUUGUUGAUGCGUUUGGGGAUGAGGUGAGUGUGACGACGUCGUUUACGGCGCAGCCGCAGCCGUUCCUGUGCGACUCGCUCAGCUUCACCACGUCGUUCCGGCAGCGUGUUGACUAUGUGGGGAGGGCGUGUGGCGUGAAUGGCAAGGUUGGGCUUGAGUUUGCGUGGUUUGACACGUGGGCGCCGAAGGUGUGGGUUGGGGCAGGGCCGAGCGAGGUAGUUGUUGAGGCGAGUCCUGCUGGGACGUUUUCUGGCGCUGGGGCGCUGUGCUCUGCGAGCGCGCAUGACUUUGGCACUCCCAACGUCACGGUUGAGAGCACGUGGGGAGCGAGCGGAGCAGUGGACCUGAGCGUGAUUGGGGAGCACCAGCGAUGGUCGUGGGCACGGGACGACGAGGGCCUUGUGUCGCGCAACGUGUCAUGCCGCGUGCGUGUGCUGGACACGAUGGCGCCUGUGCUGCGUGUGCCGAACAUCACGGCUGGCGGGGAGCGGGUGUUGGUUGUUGAGCAGUCAGCGACGACGCUUGCGUUUGCGGAUGCGGAGGUUGAGGAUGCGCACGAUGGCACGCGGGUGGUUGGAGCAACGCCGAGCAGCGUGUCGCUGGGCGCGGUGGGCACGCACGUGGUGCGGUAUGAGGCGACGGACGACAGCGGGAAUGGGGUUGGCGGCGGGGAGGCGCAUGCUGUGCGGGUGGUUGUGCGUGAGCCGGAGAGCAAGGUGGCGGGUCGACGCGAGCCUGAUGUUGUUGUUGGGGAUGAUGACGGCAACGGGGACAGCGUGAGUGUGGAGGAGACGUUCACAGCAAGCCUCAGUAACAGCAACAGCAACAGCGGCAGCAAUGCUGGACGCCGGGCUGAGGGAGAUGCGUGGGUUGUUGAUGAGGGGCGAGCGUCGUUUGUGCCUGGGACGCAUGUUGAGGUGGAGGUUGGGGUUGGGCGGGGUGCUGGAGAGAGCGUGGUGCAGCAUGUGCGGCGCGUGGUGUAUCCGAGCAGCGCUGAGGUGACGAUGAUCUUGUACGAUGAUGGGAUUGGCGGGACGCGGGAGGAGACGGAGACGCUGAUCCGGGCUGCGUUUGACGAUGUUGCGCGGCCGUGCGGGCGGGUGUAUGUGCUUGACAUUGACUUUGUUGGCAAUGUGGUUGAGCUGGUGUGCGUUGACGGGAGCGGGGCCCUUGUGCGCCUCAGCAAGGACGACGUCCCCGCAGGGCAGACCAACAGCUUCACCGUGGUGAACCCAAGUGGCGCGUCCUCAUCUGAGGACAAGAACCUGAUUGCGGCCAUUGUCUUGAUCGUGGUUGGACUGAUUCUUGGCAUCAUCCUUGGCUUUAUUAUCGCCGUUCGCUGCGGGCGCCGCCCGAACGACCCCGCGGCCAUCAUGUCACACCUGGAUGAAGUGCAGCGCAAACGCUCGUCCGUGCACAUUGGGCAGCACAUCGACAACCCGAUUGCGCCCCGCUACGACAACAGCGGCAUCCAGCCAUAUGCCAACAGUGGCGUUCAGUCCCACAACAACAAUGGCAUGCAGCCAUAUGACACCAUCCCCGACGCGCGCCCGAACAACGGCGCCUCAAUCUACGCACAGGUUGAAGAUCAACCAACAGCAAAUCCACAGACGUUGCAGCCUGCGUCCAUGUACACCAACCUCGCCCCGCCACCACAGCAGCCCCCAUCGGACACGUACAACGUCGGUGCCAUUGAUCGCGACAAGGCCGAGUCUAUGCUGGCUUCUCAUCCUCACGGAACGUUCCUUGUCAGAACGAAGCCUAACGAGCCGGCACAGUUCAUCAUCACCAUGAAGGUGGAUCAUCGCUUCGUACAUCACAAAGUCGACAUUCUUGCUGACGGCUUCCUGAUCAACGGGCAACGCGGCACUGCACCGCACAACUCCAUGGCCACCAUCGUCGCUCAUCUCCAACAGAACGCCGACCAGAUUCAGAUGCCGCUGGGACAACCGUACCACCCUUGAGCUGCCACUGCUCUGCGCGCGUGUUUGUGAGCGUUUUUGUGCAUGAGAGUGUGUAUGUGUGUGUGUGUGUGCGAGUGUGCAUGUGUGGGUACGUCUCUGUGAGUUUGGGAGUUGUAAUCGUUUACUGUGUCACUUCCUCUUGACAUUUCACGUCCAUUCUGUUCCAUUAUGGUGAGAUUCAACAACAGAGUUGUGUGUUGUGUGUAUGUGUGUUGGUGAUUGUUGUGUUCACGUGCAUGUUUGUUGUGGUUAAUCGUGUGCGCUUCCUCUUUGCAUCGUCGUGCCUCCUCGAUCCUCUUUGCCUGCGCUGCUUGCUGGCUGUUGUUGUUGUUGUUGUUGUUGACACUUUUGUUUUGCCAUUUGAAGGCAAAUAUCCUGUAAAUGACACCCGGGCG
Salpingoeca rosetta is the source of this 4705-nucleotide messenger RNA. Its product is annotated as tamm-Horsfall protein. The transcript has 5 exons. NCBI's taxonomy places the organism in Eukaryota, Choanoflagellata, Craspedida, Salpingoecidae. Gene Ontology annotation, molecular function: protein binding; calcium ion binding. The coding region runs from base 321 to 4310 and encodes 1329 amino acids. The record is from RefSeq and is a predicted model, not a curated record.